Dreissena polymorpha is the source of this 4147-nucleotide messenger RNA. RefSeq names its product calcium-regulated heat-stable protein 1-like. Gene Ontology annotation, biological process: regulation of mRNA stability. Gene Ontology annotation, cellular component: cytoplasm. Gene Ontology annotation, molecular function: mRNA 3'-UTR binding. The record is from RefSeq and is a predicted model, not a curated record. NCBI's taxonomy places the organism in Eukaryota, Metazoa, Mollusca, Bivalvia, Myida, Dreissenidae. The transcript has 4 exons. The coding region runs from base 168 to 590 and encodes 140 amino acids.
ACAUGUAAUAGAUAUUAUAUAUUCAUGAACAUUUAAUUGUGUAUUUAUUUCAUCAAAUUAUGUAAAUUGAUAAAUAUUCAACAAAUUGUUUUCUUUCAAUACAAAUUAACUAGCUAGCAGCUUAUAGAUUACAGAAAUUCAACAGACUGUUGAUAAAAGAAGAGAAGAUGUCCACGGAUCUCCCAGACCUCCAGGCAGCCAACAAUGCCAAGAUCUCAAGUGGAGAUCCAGGCUCCCCAUUGCACAAUAAAUUUCUCAUCCCUAGCCCUGUACCCACAAGGAGGAAUAGAACCUACUCAGCGUCUGAAAGAGCCAUGAACAGUGAGAGCUAUACAGGGAAGGUGAAGUCAUUUUGUAGGAACAAAGGUCACGGCUUCAUCGUUAAUAGUGAAACACAUGAACAAAUAUUUGUUCACAUAUCAGAUAUUGAAGGCGAAUAUGUCCCAAAGGAAGGUGAUGACGUGACGUACAAACUGUGCCCACUGCCUUUCAACACCGCCAAGAAGCAGGCCGUGCAUGUUAAAAUCACCCAUCUGGCCCCUGGCGUGUCCCACGAGACCUGGAGCUCCUUGGCUGAUUCACCCCGAUAGACUCCGAACGUUUGAUACCUCACAUUUGCAUACUGAACUACAUGUACACAACUUGGAAUACUUGGAACAAAACCAAUUAUGCACUGUUUAAUGGCAUUUUUUCGUGGUACAGUAAUGGAGCUUUUAAUAAUGCAAUACGGGAUUGUUCAAAGCUUUAAUGCAGUUCGUAAUUUUUGAAGGUGUAUUUUACUUUAAUUCAUUAUUGGUGUCCCAACAUACUUUAUUUUUAUUUCAUAUCUCUUACAUUAUAAAUUAAUUUGAAAACAAAUAUGAGUACCAUAAAACUGGACCAUCUUAAAUAGCACAUACAGUUCAUGUAUGUACAUAUGCAUGUUCUGCUAUUGUAGGCUUCUGGACAUAUUUAGAUGCUCAAACUCAUAUAUGUCAAGCAAAUCUCACAAUUUUAUUUUUUAUAACAUUUCUUAAGACUUGUUUGUUAAUGGUUGAGCCUUGAUGUUUUUUUUUAAUCAUUAAGUAACUAAAAAUCAAAAUACAAUUCUUAUACUAUAGUUACAUAAAUAAAUUGUUAAGUUAUCAACUGGUUAGCAGAUAAGAUGUCGGCUUUUAACUAAAUUAAUGAAUUAAAUGUAAUAUCCAAUAACUUGACACAUUAAAACACAAAUAUAUGUUUCAUUUGUCAAAAAGUUAUUGUGAAACAUUUAAGCAGGCAGCUGUAUUCAUGUUUGUAUGUAUAAAAAGCAAAUGUGUUUGCUGCAAGUUGUUAAAGAUUAUGUUAUUGAUACAUGAAAACCAGGGUCACUGUUUUUUAGGUGCCACAUUAAGGCAUAAUAUAAUAUUUUUGUUUGAGUGACCAUAUUUGUUAACCAUUUUGUUAUACCCCCAUUACUGGUAAUGGGGGCUAUAUAGGAGUCACUUUGUCGGUCUGUCUCGAAAUUUCAUCCGAUCUUCACCAAACUUGGUCACAAGUUGUAUCUAGAUGAUGUCUAGGUCAAGUUUGAAUAUGGGUCAUGCCAGGUCAAAAACUAGGUCACGGGGUCACUUAAUUUGUGUUUUAAACCGAAAGUUUGUCCGGACCAUGACUGUGUCAUUUAUUGUUAGAUUUAAAAAUAACUUGGUACAUUUGUUCACCAUCAUGGGACGGUGUGUUGUGUGAAAAAAAGUGUGUUGAUAUCUCCAAUGUCAAGGUCACACUUGGAGUUUAAAGGUCAAAUGCUUGUCUGGGCCAUAACUUUGUCAUUCAUGGUGAGAUUUUAAAAUCAUUUGGAAAAUUUGUUCACCAUCAUUGGACGGUGUGUCGGGCGAAAGAAUUACGUUGAUAUCUCCAAGGUCAAGGUCACACUUUGAGUUCAAAGAUCAUAAAUUAGCUUGCCCGGGCCAUAACUAUGUCAUUCAUUGUAAGAUUUUAAAAUCAUUUGGCACAUUUGUUCACAAUCAUUGGACGGUGUGUUGCGUGAAAGAAUGACGUAGAUAUCUUCAAGGUCAAGGUCACACUUUGAGUUCAAAGGUCAAAAAUGGCAAUAAAUGAGCUUGUCCGGGCCAUAACUAUGUUGUUCAUUGUGAUAAUUUAAAAUCAUUUGGCACAUGUGUUCACCAUCAUUGAACAGUGUCGCGCGAAAGAAUUACGUCUAUAGUUCCAAGGUCAAGGUCACACUUUGAGUUCAAAGGUCAAAAAUUGCCAUAAAUGAGCUUGUCCGGGCCAUAACUAUGUCGUUAAUUGUGAGAUUUUAAAUCAUUUGGCACAUUUGUUCACCAUCAUUGGACGGUGUGUCGCGAGAAAGAAUUGCGUUGAUAUCUCCAAGGUCAAGGUCACAAAAAUGGCCAUAAAUGAUCUUGUCUGGACCAUAACUAUGUCAUACAUUGUGAGAUUUUAAAAUGACUCUGUACAUUAAUUUUGUUCACAGUCAUUGGACUGCAGUCAUUCAAGAGUUCAAAGGUCAAAAUGGCUAUAAAUGAUAAUGGCAUAAUAAUUCUUCAAAAUUGCCAUAAAUUAGAUUCUCUUGUUUUGUGAAGACAGCAUGCAAAUAGUCUGUGUCAAUGCGGCAAGUGGGGGUAUACAUCACGUCUGGGACAAAGCUCUAGUUUUAAAUGAGCAACACUGGCCAUUUUAUGUAAAGUGUAAAAGAGAAUUUGUAAAUUGCUUUGACAUUAACCCAUAGUGACUUUGUUUAUUACAUGUACCGGUAUUAGGAGUUAUAAUGUUUGUUCUUUUAAUCACUUUCAUGAUUGAUUCUUGAAUGUUUUGAUGAAAUGAGUGAGUGAGAACCAUAUUUUGCAUGCACAGUACUCUUAAUUAUGUGUGUUCUGGAAAAUGUGGACUUAAUUCAUGUAUGUAAAAUGUCGUCCCAGAUUAGCCUUUGCAGUCCAUAGUGGUAUCCUGCUAAAGCAUUAAUCUGUUCUGUUGCUUAGAUUCAUUCACACCAGUGAUACAUUUGGGCCCUUCUCUGAGAAAAAGGUGGUUUAAUGCCUGUGCUUAAAGUUCCAUCCCAGAUUAGAUCAGGGACGACACUUUCCCUUUUUAUGGUAUUCUUCAUCUAAAGCAGGUCUCUUCUUAGCAAAAAUCCAGUUUAGGUGGAAAGUGUCGUCCCUGAUUAGCCUGUGGAGACUGCACAGGCUAAUCUGGGACGGCACUGUACACACCUGCAUUCAACCCCAUUUUCAAAGAGCACAGCCCAUUUAUGUAGUCUAUAUUGUUAAUAUUACAACUUUCUUCAACAUAAUGAUAGCAAUCUCUCUGUGCACACAUUAGUUGAGAGGUAAUGGAUCUGAUCAGUAAUGAUUGACAUCCCCAUUAUGACAAAUAUUAAUUACUGUAUUAGCAUCAGGGCAGUGAUGCUGGUAUUUAUAGAGCUCCUAAUGGAAAUAUUAACUUCUACUGGUCUUAGAGAGAGAAAUUCUCACUAAUAUUUUCAAAGUGAAAAUCCAUAAUCUAUAUUGAUAAAAUUGUUAAAUGCUAAACCUCUAAGCAAUAUUUGCCAGUUUAAAAUAGUUGUAUGUAUGAAACAACCACAGCCAUUAGGCAAGAAAAUUUAUGAAAAAGGGUCCAUUUUACAGCUCUUUGCAGAUAUUUUCAGGUAGUUAAAUGAGUGCUAUCUUUUAAUAAAAGAGUGCUUCUUUGAGAUGAUUACUUAACAUAAGCUGACUUAUUCUUUAUUUGAAUAGGAUAGUAAACUUUGUGUAGAUUAGAUAGUGUAAAUGUCUUGAUACAACAUAACCAAGAAAAUACUGUCCUAGAUUAUUUGUGUAUUCCAAAUUGAUUAUUAAACACAGAAAUGUGUGACAAAAUCUAUCUUAUAAACAAGUUUAUUGCUCUUAAUUACGUGCAAAAGACUACAUGUUCUUGUUUUAAAGCAAAUAAAUAGUAAAAAUGCAAACAAAAAUGUCAUAUAUUGAAUAUGGUUUAGUUGGAUAUGUAUAUGUUAGGAUUGUGUCUAAAAUGUGAGCUAUCAAUUAAUCAUUCAUUAUUAUAUAUGUACGGACAAUUUUUGUAAUGAUGUGCCACAAGUAGUAUACAGUAAGAUUGUCUGAUUUGUUCUUUAGCCAUUUUAUCUUCAUGGCAUGUGACACACUAGAUACUCAAUACAUUAGUUGCAAACUUG